Molecule: messenger RNA, 843 nt
Organism: Verticillium dahliae VdLs.17
Lineage: Eukaryota; Fungi; Ascomycota; Sordariomycetes; Glomerellales; Plectosphaerellaceae
Exons: 2
Coding region: 1-843 (280 amino acids)
Source: RefSeq, a predicted model, not a curated record
AUGCUCCCCCUGCUCACCCUCCCUGCCCUUGUGGCCGUCGCGGCUGCCACGACCCCUUUCCGCACCCACAAGAACACUGUCCCCUUCAACAGCACCGUACCUGCAGCCCUCUUUUCUCUCGCUCGUCGACAGUGCGACGUUGCCUGUGGCGAAGGGUCAUGCCUCGAGACUGGCCAGACUUGUUGCGAUGAGACCAUCGGCUCAUACUGUGAGGCCGGCUACGUGUGCAACCCUGACGGGUGCUGCCCUGAGGGCGAUAUCUGCGACGGACCAGCCGAGACGUGUAUUGAUGAGACGGAAGCCCUCUGCGGUGUUUUCUGCAUCCCCGGUGAUGCCCAAUGCUGCAACGGUGAUGCGGGUCAGUUUUGCGAAGCGGGUAGCCUCUGUGUGGAAACCGGCUGUGAGCCCAUUGACGGCGGCCCUGUUGACCCUGUCGACCCUACGGAUCCAACAGGCCCUACCGACCCUACUGGUCCUGUCGACCCUACGGAUCCCACCGGUCCCGUGGAUCCUGCCAAUCCUACCGACCCUACGGAUCCUACGGAUCCUGUGAACCCUACCGACCCGACCCCGACGCCCGGCACCGGGAACGGCAGCGGUGGAAACAACGGUGGCAGCAAUGGAGGCAAUGGCAACGAUGGAAACAACGGAAGCAAUGGCAAUAAUGGAAAUAACGGCAACAACGGCAACAACGGCGCCAAUGGCAGCAACGGCGCCAACGGUGCCAAUGGUAGCAACGGCAGCAAUGGGAAUAGCAACGGCAACGGCUCGAGCGCAGGUCAUGUUAGCAGCCCACAGAUGGCGCUUCUCCUGCUUGUCUUCGGAGCCUUGCUGCUCCUAUAG